This is a messenger RNA of Ictalurus punctatus (channel catfish), 5498 nucleotides long. RefSeq names its product ubiquitin protein ligase E3A (gene ube3a). NCBI's taxonomy places the organism in Eukaryota, Metazoa, Chordata, Actinopteri, Siluriformes, Ictaluridae. The transcript is spliced from 14 exons. The record is from RefSeq and is a predicted model, not a curated record. Bases 445 to 3006 code for a protein of 853 amino acids. Gene Ontology annotation, biological process: protein polyubiquitination; ubiquitin-dependent protein catabolic process. Gene Ontology annotation, molecular function: ubiquitin protein ligase activity.
GAGUUUCGCGUUUCGUUUUUAGCUAAUCAAGAUGGCGGAUAAUAUUUGGUUCACGGACUGGAGUUGAAAUCGCAGGAGCGGAAUUUGGGUUGCGGGAGAUUGUGAUGUUGAGCGGCAGGAUUUAUUCACCACGAACAGAGCAUCUACAGAAAUCUUCACUCCCAGAUGCCACUGAGAUGUUUCGAGCCUCGAGGGCAGUGGUAGCUCAGUGAGUGAUCAUGCAAGGGGUGGGGGUGCUAACUUUCGCACACACGUGUACUACACUUUAGCUCGGAUCAGAGGAUCGGUCGCUUGUAGAUCGGAAUCCUCGAUUAUUGGCGCGAACUUUCGAUCGGUGAAACAUGAAAACAUGAGCCAUCCGUACGAAGAUUGUUUCCUGACCACGUUUUGUUCUCUCUAGAGUUCAGAGAAGGAGUCCAGCUUUGGAAACUUUAAGCAAGUCUAAUGAAGCGAGCGGCUGCAAAACAUCUAAUUGAGCGCUACUACCACCAGUUAACCGAGGGCUGUGGAAAUGAGGCCUGCACGAAUGAGGCUUGUGGCUCCUCCCCAGGUUUCCGGCGCAUGGAUAACAAUGCAGCGGCCAUCAAGGCCCUGGAGCUGUAUAAGAAUAACGCCAAACUGUGUGAUCCCCAUCCCUCCAAGAAAGGUGCCAGCUCGGCUUUCCCGGAGAACAGUGCCAAAGGAGCUCUCAACUUUUCAGCUUGCAGCAACGGGAAGAUGAACCACAAGGACCUGCCUCCCACCAGGGAAGAUUUUAGAGAUUUGAAUUACUUGACGGAGGAGAAGGUUUAUGAAAUUCUGUCUGUCUGUGAUGAGACGGAAGACUACUCCCCUUUGAUCCGUGUUAUCGGGAGGGUGUUCUCAAACGCCGAGAGCUUGGUGCAGAGCUUCCGCAAAGCCAAGCAGCACACCAAGGAGGAGCUGAAGUCACUGCAGGCCAAAGACGAGGACAAGGAUGAAGACGAGAAAGAGGCCGCCUCGGCUUGCGCCGCAGCUGCUAUGGAAGUGGACCCGGAUGCGGCAUCCUCGAGCGAAGGAGCUUCCGACGUCAACGUCCGGAAGCCUGUGGAGGUGUCGGUGGACAUUGAGGCGGUGCGAAGAGUUUACGACAGGCUGCUGUCCAAUGAGAAGGUGGAGGCAGCCUUCCUGAACGCGCUGGUGUACCUGUCGCCCAAUGUGGAGUGCGACCUUACCUACCACAACGCCUACGCCGCCGAUCCCGACUACCUCAACGUGUUUAUCAUCGUGAUGGAGAACAGCAACCUGCAUAGCCCCGAGUACCUGGAAAUGGCACUACCGCAGUUCUGCAAGGCCAUGAGCAAGCUGCCCCUUCCUGCUCUAGCCAAGCUGGCACGACUGUGGGCACAGCACGGUGCGGAACACAUCCGGCGUCUACUCGAGACCUUCCAGCAGCUCAUCACAUACACCGUGAUCAGCAAUGAGUUCAACGGCGACAACCUUGUCAACGAGGAUGACGGCGUUGUGGCGGCCACCAAGUGCCUCAAGGUGGUCUACUACGCCAACAUCCUGGGGGGCGACCUGGACAUUGGGCACAGCGAAGACGAAGACGACGAGCCCAUAGCAGAAUCGAGUGAGCUCACGCUUCAGGAGCUGUUGGGUGAGGAGCGCCGCGCCAAGAAAGGCCCCCGUGUGGACCCGCUCGAAACUGAGCUUGGCGUACGCGUCUCAGACUGCCGCAGCCCCCUUGUCCCUUUUGACGAGUUCAUCAACGAGCCUCUCAACGACGUGCUGGAAAUGGACAAAGACUACACUUUCUUCAAGGUGGAGACAGAGAGCAAGUUCUCCUUCAUGACCUGCCCGUUUAUCCUGAACGCCGUCACCAAGAACCUUGGCCUCUACUACGACAACCGCAUCCGCAUGUACAGUGAGCGCAGGAUCACCGCGCUCUACAGCCUGGUGCAGGGACAACAGCUCAACCCCUACCUGCGUCUCAAAGUGCGUAGAGACCACGUCAUCGACGACGCGCUCGUCAGGCUGGAGAUGAUCGCCAUGGAGAACCCGGCCGAUCUGAAGAAACAGCUGUAUGUGGAGUUUGAAGGAGAACAGGGCGUUGAUGAAGGAGGGGUCUCCAAAGAGUUUUUUCAGCUCGUAGUAGAAGAGAUCUUCAAUCCAGAUAUAGGCAUGUUCACUUACGACGAAAGCACAAAGCUCUUCUGGUUUAACCCCUCGUCGUUGGAGAACGAAGGCCAGUUCACGUUGAUCGGGAUUGUCCUGGGCCUAGCCAUCUACAACAACUGCAUUCUGGACGUGCACUUCCCCAUGGUGGUGUACAGGAAGCUCAUGGGGAAGAAAGGAACUUUCCGAGACCUCGCAGAUUCUCAUCCGAUUCUACAUCAGAGUCUGAAGGAACUGCAGGAGUAUGAAGGCAACGUGGAGGACGACAUGAUGAUAACCUUCCAGAUCUCCCAGACGGACCUGUUCGGGAACCCUCUCAUGUACGACCUCAGGGAAGGGGGAGACAAAAUCCCGGUCACUAACGAUAACAGGAAGGAAUUUGUAGAACUUUAUGCUGAAUACAUGCUGAACAAAAGUGUGGAGAAACAGUUCAAGGCCUUCAGAAGAGGCUUCCACAUGGUCACUAACGAGUCUCCACUGAAGUAUCUGUUCCGGCCGGAGGAAAUCGAGCUGCUGAUAUGCGGCAGCAGAAAUCUUGACUUUCAAGCUCUUGAAGAGACGACGGAAUACGACGGCGGUUACAGCAAAGACUGUCGCAUUAUUAAGUACUUCUGGGAGACGGUGCACUCGUUCGAACAAGAGCAGAAAAGGCUAUUUCUGCAGUUCACCACAGGCACAGACAGAGCGCCAGUGGGAGGCCUGGGCAAACUGAAGAUGAUCAUCGCCAAAAACGGGCCAGACUCGGACAGGUUACCGACGUCUCACACCUGCUUUAACGUGCUGCUCCUGCCUGAAUACUCCACCAAGGAGAAACUUAGAGAGAGACUCCUCAAAGCCAUCACUUAUGCCAAAGGCUUCGGCAUGCUCUGAGGUGCGAGGAGGAAAACAGCGGCAGAAAAGAAAAAACAACAAACAAACAAGCGGAACUUUUUUCACCUGUUCGUAAAAGGUGAAAUCGACAACACCAACAAUAUCAAGUUUUCAGUGUAAGGAUGUGAAAUGGGCUAAAACGGGGAAGUUGUGGUGACCGAGUGCCUGUGCCUAACUAAAGUAGAUAAAACCACACUGGACUAUUUUCUCUCUCUCUCUCUCUCUCUCUCUCUCUCUCUCUCUCUCUCUCUGCUCCUCUCAUGUAAGUGUUAAUUUUCCCUUUGUUUUUGUUUUUUGUAUGCACUGAAAUAUAGCACUAUUUAUUUUAAGGGAUUUCAUUUGUCCAGCGCACUUGUUCAAGGUUAAAGACCUUCAGGACUCAUCAUUGCAUACGUAAAACCCUAAAGAAAUCUGAAACCGAACAAAGGGGUGAGGAGGAGGAAGAGAAGGAGGACUGAUAAUCGGUGGUUAUCGUUGUAACUAUAUGGUUGAACUGUGAAAGUGCACUUAAUUAAUAUUCAGAAUGUCUGUCCGCGUUUUUUGUGUCAUCUCGGCCACUCGUCACAGUUCGUAGGUCUUCCCAGGUCAGUCCCGUGUGCCAGCUAUGGUUUUUUUUUUUCUUUUUUCUUCUUCUUUUUUUUAAAAUAGAGGUACAAAGCGAGUUCCGGUUUCCAGAACCUUCUCAGCAGGUAUUUAUUGAGGAACAGCACGUCGGCGAGGAUGUGCUGCUUGCUUAUGACCAGUGUUCUGUAUUUAGCUGCAGAGUCUGGGGUCUUGCUUCGGUGUGAUGGACACGUAACAAAAGAGAAAGCAAAAUAUUUUUCAUUUUAAUGUCAGGAUCUCUUUUUCAGACUUUUUAAACUAACAAGAUAAUGAAAUUCCAACCUCUCGCAUCAUUCUUAGUAGCUUCGGUCUGUCUGUACGUUAACGAUACGAAUGAUUUAACAGGUUUUGGCACAAACUGUCUCAUCGUCAUGACGUGCCAAACAUCAGGUUACAGCAGGAUACCUAUCAGGUUAGAGCUGGAGAUCCACUUUAGUGACGCCCCGGACCCAGAAAUAAUAAUAAUUUACAAAAAAAAAAGUGUUCUUUGCUGUCAUUUUUAGGUUUUUUUUUUUUUUUUUUUCCUCCAUCUUCCUCCAAAAAAAGCUAUGAAAAAGGUGUUUGUGGUUUGUUCCACUGCUGACGGCGCUCACGUUAAAGAACUUGAUAUUAAGUAUGAAAGCAUUUAAUGGAUUGUUUCAAGUUAUUCUUAAAUAAAUUUAAAAAAAACUGGAAAAAUUGUGUGAGAGAUGGUUAAUACGAGUCCACAGUUCUUGUCAUUUAUUUCAGCGAGAACGUGACGACUACACACAUCUCGCUUGUACACGGACAGGUUUGCGUAUGGACCAGUGGGACAGCUUCGGGAGAGCGACAGACGGUUGUUCAUUUUCUACGUACAGGCGUGGCAGAACUGCGUUUUCACCAGCAGUGACUACGUUUACAUGGACGGCAAUAAUGUAAUUAUAGACCUUAUUCUGAAUAAGACAAUAUUCUGAUUAAGGUGUUUACGUGAGUCGCUUUUAGAAUACUCCUUUCAUGUUCCCGUUUUACAUGUUACAGAACGUAGAUCGAUUAACGUCACACAUCACCGCACCACGCCGUCCGACGUUCCCGCCAGAAUUUCACGUAUCGACGUACAGUCGGUCUUCGUUAUGGGACCGUAUACAGUUUUGGGUGUUUUUAGUUUUAAUUUUACGAAAGCUUCAAGUGCGGUUAAUUAUCAGUCAUGCUGUACGUGCUAAUAGAAGACUGAUUGAAUCCGUGGGCUGCGUCCCAAACCGCGUACUUACCGUCUAUAUAGUAGCUGAAAUACGUGUGUUGUUGUGGUUUUGGACAGGCCACGCCCACAAGCAAAAAAACUACCUUGCGACGUGUCGACGGAGAGAUACUCCAGUGCUGAGAAAGCCUGUAUAGCUAACUACAAGAAGUUUUUCUGUCAGUGUGAGAAGUUUCUGACAGAUGCCUGGCAGCCAAGAUCAGGAAUCUGAGGAUACAGUGGGCACUGAAUCACCUGUGGAAGCUCGUUUUCGCCACAGAGUAAAAAUAGUAAUAAAAAGUUAAUUGCGACUUUAUAUAUCUUUUUUUUUUUCCUUUCACUCUUGCAAUUUAAAUGUUCACUCGGCACAGUACCUGAAAGGUGAUUAAUCUCAGCUAAUGAGCGCGUGCUAGCGUCUGGUUUUACUUGUCUUGACUAAGUGAUGUGGUGUUCUUGCUGUAUAUCACCUAUUUAUAGGGAAUGAUUGAUGCCUUGUCGGUGCAUACUUUUGUAACUCGUUCAAUGUCGAGUGGAUGCCUUAAUUGCGAGGGGGAAAAUGUCCUAAUUGUGAGGUGUAAACUCAUAAUUGCGAGUAAUAAAGUCAAUUCUGUGUGAUGCUAACUCAGAAUUGCGAGAUAAAGUCUCAAUUCCCCUUUAAAAUUGUUUUUUUGUUGUUGUUGUUUUUUUUUUUUUU